AUGGCUGACAGCCAGCCUGCUAGUCCGCAGCAUAAGAAUGAGCAAGAGUUUUUGCGUACGAUCGACUCAUAUUACCAGCCGGGAAGCGACCCUGGCGGCGAUGAGGAAAGACGCAUCAGCGACAAGACCAACCUCGUUGCUGAAGCCAAAGAAGACAAGGAGGAAAAUGAGGACUCGCCCUUCGAGGUGGUUCGGACAGCUGUGUCCAACAAGGAUGAUCCCACCCUGCCAUGCCUGACGUUUCGCUCAUGGAUAUUGGGAUUGUUCUUCUGCAUGAGCCUGGCCUUUGUCAAUCAGUUUUACUGGUUUCGCGAAAACUCUCUCUCCCUGAACGGCUAUGUCGUCCAGCUGCUGUCGUUUCCGCUGGGAUACCUCAUGGCGCUGCUUCUUCCGGACAAAAAGUUCUGCACAUUUGGCUGGGAGUGGACGCUGAAUCCAGGGCCGUUCAACAUCAAGGAGCACGUCAUUAUUUCGAUUUUUGCCGGCACAAGCGUCGGCACGGCCUACGGCAUUGACGUGGUGACCAUCAAGCGCGUGUGGUACAAGAGCGAUUUGGGGUUUGGCCCGUCGGUCCUUUUUCUUUUGACGUCGCAGAUCAUGGGCUACAGCUUUGCCGGGCUCUCGCGCAAGGUCCUGGUGUAUCCGGCGGCGAUGAUCUGGCCUGCCAAUCUGAUCAGCGUCACGCUGUUCCGCACUUUCCACGAGACCCGGAAUUUUGGUGGUCGAUUCUCGCGCACGCAGAUAUUCUGGAUCUGCUUUGGCGCCAGUUUCUUCUGGUACUUUGUGCCCGGCGUUAUUUUCCCGGCGCUGGGAUUUCUGUCGCUGCUUUGCUUUGUCGCCCCCACCAACGUCAUUGCCAACCAGCUAGGCGAUGCGUUCAAUGGCGUCGGCAUUCUGAAUUUCAGCCUGGACUGGUCGUACAUUUCGUCGGCGUACACGCAGUCCCCAAUUGCCGUGCCAUGGAUAUACGCGUGCAAUAUCUUUGUGGGCUUUGUCAUCAUCAUGUGGAUUGCCACGCCCAUCGGCUACUACAGCAACACGUGGAACACGGGCAUCAUGCCGAUCUACACGGCCUCGCUGUACCAGACCAACGGCUCCAGAUUCGACAUCCACAGGGUGAUGACUGACCAGAACCUGCUUGAUCCGGUCAAGUACGCCAGCUACGGCCCGCUGCGUAUGACAUACACGUUUGCCAUGACAUAUGGGCUUGGCUUUGCUGGGCUUAUCAACCUCAUUGUCUAUGCCAUGCUUUACUACGGCAAGGACAUGGUCCAGCGCGUCCGCCAGGUCCGCACCAUGGACGAGGACAUCCAUAUGAAGCUGAUGCGCAGCUACAAGGAGGUCCCGCACUGGUGGUACGCGGUCACGUUUGCCAUUACGUUUGUCGUGUCCAUUGUCACUUGCCAGGUAUUUAACCUCAUGCCCUGGUACUGGGUCAUUGUGGCAACGGUCCUGCCGCUGAUUUUCAUUUUUCCUGUGGGCAUUAUCCAGGCCAUCUCAAACCAGCAGCCCGGACUUAAUAUCAUCACCGAGUUUAUCAUUGGCUACGCGAUGCCCGGCAACCCGAUCGCCAACGUGACGUUCAAGGUGUACGGGUACAUUACCAUGGUGCAAGCGUUGGCGCUGGUCAACGACCAGAAGCUCGGCCACUACAUGAAAAUUCCGCCGCGCCACCUGUUUAUCGCGCAACUCGUGGGCACCAUUAUCUGCGCUUUUGUGCAGCUCGGCGUGUCGUAUUGGCUUUUAGAGACAGUCGAGAAUAUGUGCACAGAGGAAGGGUAUCCGUUUACAUGCAUUCAGGCCAAUACGUUUUUCUCGGCAUCCGUCAUCUGGGGUCUGGUCGGUCCCGAGCGCAUGUUUGGGUCGUCCAGCCCGUACCACCCGAUGCUGUACCUGUUUUUGUUUGGCCUUUUACUGCCGCUGCCUGUCUGGAUGUGGCAGAAGAGGUAUCCUGAUAGCUGGGCCAAGCAUGUCCACACGCCGCUGCUGUUCAUUGCCAGCGGAUACAUGCCGCCUGCUCCGUCCCACGUGUACACCAACUGGUUUAUUGGGUGCUUUUUCUUUAAUUAUCUGUGGCACAAGUACCGCAAUGACCAGUGGAACCGGUAUGCGUUCUCGCUGUCAGCGGGUCUCGACUGCGGGCUGGCCAUCUCUGGCAUCGUCACAUAUUUUGCCUUUAUGAAUGUAACCAUCCCAGACUGGUGGGGGUUGAAAACUCACCACUGCCCGCUGGCAGUCCACGGCUACUUGUCCCAGCCUCAAUAA
Molecule: messenger RNA, 2265 nt
Organism: Kickxella alabastrina
Lineage: Eukaryota; Fungi; Kickxellomycota; Kickxellomycetes; Kickxellales; Kickxellaceae
Product: OPT family small oligopeptide transporter
Exons: 1
Coding region: 1-2265 (754 amino acids)
Biological process (GO): transmembrane transport
Molecular function (GO): oligopeptide transmembrane transporter activity
Source: RefSeq, a predicted model, not a curated record